This is a messenger RNA of Dracunculus medinensis (Guinea worm), 645 nucleotides long. NCBI's taxonomy places the organism in Eukaryota, Metazoa, Nematoda, Chromadorea, Rhabditida, Dracunculidae. The record is from the annotation of a GenBank genome assembly.
GGAAAAAGGAAUGGCUUCAAUUCCGAUGGUAUCAGAUCGCGGAUCCUUGUUGCCAGUGGAGCCAGUAAUGGUAGCAAUGUUGCAAAAAAUUUUUCCAUAUUUGUGUGCUGAAUUAUCUACAAGUGAUUUGAUACCUUUCAUACUUCCGAACAUCUUUCUUAUUGCUGAACAGUCAACAAACGAUGAUUUUACUUCAACAAUUUUGCCUCAUAUUACCGCUGUGUUUGAAAUGGAGAAGCCAUAUCAGGUCGUAUUGAUGUUAUUGCAAAAUAUGGAGUUGCUUUUACGAAAAGCUUCUGAGGAAGACGUUCAAAAAUUUCUGCUGCCAGUUAUUUAUAGAGCCAUUGCAAACGAAGUGCCAAAAAUCCAGGUGCUUUGUAUCGCUGUCAUCCCAACUGUUGGUAAUUUAAUUGAUAGAGAUUCGAUGAAAAAUCAGUUAAUACCAAAGUUAUUGCGUAUAGUAGUGGAUGGUGGAGUAUUAGCGGUACGAGUUCAAGCUUUAUUAUGUUUGGGAAAAUUAUUGCCUUCUCUAGAAUCUUGGAUGGUUACGGAACAAAUUUUGCCCGCUUUACCAAAAAUAAGUAGCAAAGAACCUGGAAUACUUAUGGCUAUAUUAGGUGGUCAUGAUCAUCCUCAACCUUGAUU